UUCACGAAGUUUGGGUGCCACGUAGUUAACCUAAAACAGUUAUAGUAAAUAAUUUAUGAAUAUGAUUUAAGGAACGGAUUUGCAAACUCCGUGAGUACGCUUUGUAAGUUUAUUUCCACACAAUGAUAUUGUUUUCCAUUUGCUCGUUUCUGGUCAUGCUUGCCCAUGGAGGCAAACUCCCCGACCCUGAAGUGAAAAUUGAAGUUAUGCAUAAAACUCUCAUGUGUACCCGCAAGACGAAAUAUGGAGACAUGCUUCUUGUCCAUUACGAUGGAUACUUGCAGAGCAAUGGCACCAUGUUCCACUCAAGCCGACUCGAGGGUGAUAAAAAUCCCGUGUGGUUCACCCUCGGAACCAAAGAGGUGAUCCUGGGCUGGGACAAGGGUCUGCAGAACAUGUGCACUGGAGAGCGGCGGAAACUGACCGUCCCGCCGUCUCUGGCCUACGGGAAAGAAGGGAAAGGCAAGAUCCCACCGGGCAGCACCCUGGUGUUCGACGUUGAGCUCAUGGACAUCCGCAACGGUCCGAGGUCGCACGAUUCCUUCCGAGAGAUGGACCUCAACGAUGACUGGAAGCUCUCCAAAGAGGAGGUGAAGGUGUACCUGCAGAAGGAGUUUGAGAAACACGGCUACUCGCCCAACGACACGCACAACGACGCCAUGGUGGAGGACAUCUUCAAAAACGAGGACGAGGACAAAGACGGUUUCAUUUCCGCCAGAGAAUUCACAUAUCAACACGACGAGCUGUGAAGGCCGCAUUUUCGUCGACGCUCGCCUGCUGAACACAUAUUUUCAAUUUUUUUUUUUUUUUUUUACCUCUGAACUUGAUUUUUGUGGACUGGAUUCAUGUGCUCAUUCAUCAUGCACUGAAAGUGUCACUACAGAUAUAUUUAAAAUGGAAUAUUACUGUAAUUUUUUUCAGGAAAUAAAGUAUUUAGCUAUACAAAAAUGUGGUCGAACAUGAAA
Messenger RNA from Syngnathoides biaculeatus (alligator pipefish), 965 nucleotides. It is a transcript of the gene fkbp14, whose product is annotated as FKBP prolyl isomerase 14. Lineage: Eukaryota; Metazoa; Chordata; Actinopteri; Syngnathiformes; Syngnathidae. Bases 123 to 749 code for a protein of 208 amino acids. Gene Ontology annotation, molecular function: calcium ion binding; peptidyl-prolyl cis-trans isomerase activity. The transcript has 4 exons. The record is from RefSeq and is a predicted model, not a curated record.